Molecule: messenger RNA, 1675 nt
Organism: Megalops cyprinoides (Indo-Pacific tarpon)
Lineage: Eukaryota; Metazoa; Chordata; Actinopteri; Elopiformes; Megalopidae
Gene: ints14
Product: integrator complex subunit 14
Exons: 12
Coding region: 93-1649 (518 amino acids)
Biological process (GO): snRNA 3'-end processing
Cellular component (GO): integrator complex
Source: RefSeq, a predicted model, not a curated record
AGGAACGUACGCCUAAGAGGGAGUUCUCUGUGGGGCGCGUUUCCCAGGUUUUAAACGGUUGCUGCUUGGGGAACUCCGGUCAUUUUGCAGCCAUGCCGACGGUAGUGCUGAUGGACGUUUCUCUGUCCAUGACCCGGCCUGUGGCGCUGGAGGGUAGCGAGGAAUUUCAGAGGAAGAACCUCGCUAUCCACGGUCUGACAAUGCUGUUCGAGCACAUGGCCACCAACUACCGACUGGAGUUCACCGCGCUGGUGGCCUUCUCCUCUCUCUGGGAGCUCAUGGUACCGUUCACCAGGGACUACAACACGUUGCAGGAGGCCCUGAGCAAUUUGGAGGAUUAUGACAAGACAUGCCUGGAGUCGGCCCUGCAGGGGGUCAGCAACGUAGUACAGCAAGAGUGGGGCAGUUCUUGCCCCUGCCAGGUGGUUCUGGUAACAGAUGGAGCUCUUGGGAUUGGGAGAGGAUCUCUGCGUCACUCCCUGCUCACCCUGAAGCAUCGCGGGGACGAUAAGAAGUUCCCUCUGCCCUUCCCCUUCCCAGCUAAGCUGUACAUCAUGUGCAUCGCCAACGCAGAGGAGCUCCAGACCAGCGACACGCUUGAGUACCUGGAACAGCUGCUGAGUCUGAACACAGGAGGGGGCCAGAUCUUCACCAUGGAGGGGCCGCUGUGCCUGAAGAGUGUGCAGUCCAUGUUUGGGAAGCUGAUCGAUCAGGCAUACACACCUUUCCACGCUGUGCUGCGCUGUGGGAACCUGUCAUCAGACGUUCAGGUGUUCCCACGGCCAGAGCCCGUCGUCAUCGACGAGGAGGUGGAGCCCAUUCCCCGGACCAUCCUCACAGAAUUGGAGAUCGUGGGCUUCAUUGAGAUAGGUGACAUCUCAAGUCCCCCAGUUUUAUCCAGACACUUGGUGCUGCCCAUCGCUGUAAAUAAAGAGGUGGACGAAGUAGGUGCAGGGACCACAGAUGACACUGAAGAGGAAAGCUCAGCCAAUCAGAUGGCGGGAAAGAGCCCAAAUUUUUGUGUCCUUCUGCAUGGCAGUCUCAAAGUGGAGGGCAUGGUGGCACUCGUGCAGCUGGGACCCGACUGGUACGGCAUGUUGUACUCACAGGCAGACAGCAAAAAGAAGUCCAACCUGAUGAUGUCACUGUUCGAGCCCAGCCCAGAGCCACUGCCCUGGCUGGGGAAGAUCUCUCAGCUGGGGCCUACAUCAGAUGCCAAGGAGAAUCCUUAUGGAGAAGAUGACACCAAAAGCCCAUUCCCCUUGCAGCCCAAGAACAAGCGCAGCUACGCUCAGAACGUCACUGUGUGGAUCAAACCCAGCGGGCUACAGACCGACGUGCAGAAGAUCCUGAGAAAUGCCCGGAAGCUGCCGGAGAAAACGCAGACCUUCUACAAGGAGCUAAACCGUCUGCGGAAGGCGGCCCUGGCCUUCGGUUUUUGGGAGCUUCUGAAGGGCGUGGCCGAGCUGCUGGAGAGGGAGUGUACCCUGCUGCCAGACUCCGCCCACCCAGAUGCAGCUUUCCAACUGUCCCACGCUGCCCAGCAGCUGAAGCUAGCCAGCACCGGGGACUCCCAGUACGCCACCUUCGACAUUAACAUUACCCCAAUGGUGACAGACUUCUCUGGGGGAGACCGGGACAGAAUGUAAGGGGAAAGAAAGGGGGGGGUGGCACA